AUGAACCUCAAGCGAAAAUGGGGAGAGAACCGACAAGCCUUGGCUGUCAUACAUGCCGCCAGCGACGGAUUCGAUGUGAUCAGGCCAAACCUAUCUGUGCGCGAUGCAAGCGGGCAGGCUACAAAUGUCAGGGUUACGAAAAAGUCUUUCGCCAACAAAACUAUGGCGUUCACCAGAGCGAGGAAGGGUCAAGAAAACCGUGGUGGGAGUGAAUCACCUCACAACAAGACGGUCAACGAAGAUUGCACAUCCACAUCCACUCUACCUGAGCCAGCUGAUCAUCUACUGCGUGGCGAAGGCCUGGCCCAAAGCGCACCGUUGAAAGAGGCUAUAAGCGCUCUUGUUCCACCUGAAGUGAUUUUCACAUCUUGGCUGAGCCUAGAACCAUUUCUUGAUCAUGUCACCUUUUCCUACUUCUUCGACUCGUACGGCUGGAUCAAUAUCCACAGCAUGCUAUUGCAAGAUUCUCCAAUGCGACAACAUCUUGCCCAAGAGCAUGAUGCUCUUGGCUAUGAUAGUCUACGAGCUCUAACCUAUGGCAUCUUCGGUCGUGAUCACAAGAUUAGCACUCUACAGCGUUCAGCCUCUCGAAUCUAUGGUUCUCUUCUUCGAAAGCUCCAACAUAAGCUAGACACGUCGACAAAAGCAGAUUUGGCACGACUUAUCAAGCCAAUUGCAAUUAUGGGGUCUUACUCCGUAAGAGAUACCGCGCAGUUCGAAGACUUCUUAUUGACUCUCAGGCAGAUUGCGGUAGAAAUGACCAUCGAUUUACGCAUCACUCGGGAUUAG
Molecule: messenger RNA, 789 nt
Organism: Trichoderma breve
Lineage: Eukaryota; Fungi; Ascomycota; Sordariomycetes; Hypocreales; Hypocreaceae
Exons: 2
Coding region: 1-789 (262 amino acids)
Source: RefSeq, a predicted model, not a curated record